Polistes canadensis is the source of this 527-nucleotide messenger RNA. It is a transcript of the gene RpS20, whose product is annotated as 40S ribosomal protein S20. The transcript has 3 exons. NCBI's taxonomy places the organism in Eukaryota, Metazoa, Arthropoda, Insecta, Hymenoptera, Vespidae. Gene Ontology annotation, molecular function: structural constituent of ribosome. Gene Ontology annotation, biological process: translation. The record is from RefSeq and is a predicted model, not a curated record. Gene Ontology annotation, cellular component: cytosolic small ribosomal subunit; ribosome. The coding region runs from base 109 to 474 and encodes 121 amino acids.
CUUCUACUUCCUUUCGAAUCGACACGUGCAACGUCCAUGUACUCUGGUUCAGCGCUGGUCAGUUUGCAGUUGAAUUGAUUAUCUCGACCAGGAAAAUAAUCAUAAGCAAUGGCAAGUACGAAGGUAGACAAUCCUGAGAAGCCAGGACAAGAAAUGGCUCCUAUUCAUCGUAUUAGGAUCACGCUUACUUCUCGUAACGUUCGUUCCCUUGAAAAAGUAUGUUCCGAACUGAUUAAUGGAGCCAAAAAACAGAAACUGAAGGUCAAAGGGCCUGUUCGUAUGCCUACUAAGAUUUUAAGGAUUACAACUCGUAAAACUCCUUGCGGUGAAGGAUCAAAAACAUGGGAUCGUUUCCAAAUGCGAAUUCAUAAAAGAGUCAUCGAUUUGUACUCUCCAUCAGAAAUCGUUAAACAAAUAACAAGCAUUUCUAUCGAACCUGGUGUAGAGGUUGAAGUUACCAUUGCAAAUGAUUGAAUUGUAUGAAUAAGAGUGUCUACAGUUUUAAUAAAAAUAUAAAAAACUGAACU